Taeniopygia guttata (zebra finch) is the source of this 2800-nucleotide messenger RNA. RefSeq names its product mitogen-activated protein kinase kinase 2 (gene MAP2K2). The record is from RefSeq and is a predicted model, not a curated record. Gene Ontology annotation, biological process: protein phosphorylation. NCBI's taxonomy places the organism in Eukaryota, Metazoa, Chordata, Aves, Passeriformes, Estrildidae. Gene Ontology annotation, molecular function: protein kinase activity; ATP binding.
CGCGCGCCCCCGCGCCGGCCGCGCCCCCGCCCCGCAGGCGCGGCCCGGCCCGGCCAUGCCGGCCAAGAGGAAGCCGGUGCUGCCCGCCCUCAACAUCGCCCCCAGCGCCGCCGAGGGGCCCAGCCCCGACGGCUCCGCCGAGGCUAACCUGGUGGACCUGCAGAAGAAGCUGGAGGAGCUGGAGCUGGAUGAGCAGCAGAAGAAGCGCCUGGAAGCUUUCCUGACGCAGAAAGCCAAAGUGGGGGAGCUGAAGGAUGAUGACUUCGAGAGGAUCUCCGAGCUGGGCGCUGGCAAUGGCGGGGUGGUCACCAAAGUGCAGCACAAACCCUCAGGGCUCAUUAUGGCACGGAAGCUGAUCCAUUUGGAAAUCAAGCCAGCCAUCAGGAACCAGAUCAUCCGGGAGCUGCAGGUGCUGCACGAGUGCAACUCCCCCUACAUCGUGGGGUUUUACGGAGCCUUCUACAGCGACGGGGAGAUCUCCAUCUGCAUGGAGCACAUGGAUGGUGGCUCUUUGGAUCAAGUACUGAAAGAAGCCAAAAGAAUUCCUGAGGAAAUCCUGGGCAAAGUCAGUAUAGCGGUUCUGCGGGGCCUGGCCUACCUGCGGGAGAAGCACCAAAUCAUGCACAGAGAUGUGAAACCCUCCAACAUCCUGGUGAAUUCCCGAGGGGAGAUUAAGCUCUGUGAUUUCGGGGUCAGCGGGCAGCUCAUUGACUCCAUGGCCAACUCCUUUGUGGGAACUCGGUCCUACAUGUCUCCCGAGCGCCUGCAGGGCACGCACUACUCGGUGCAGUCGGACAUCUGGAGCAUGGGGCUGUCCCUAGUGGAGCUGUCGAUCGGAAGGUACCCAAUCCCCCCGCCAGACUCCAAGGAACUGGAAGCAAUUUUUGGCCGUCCUGUGGUGGACGGGGCGGAGGGAGAGUCCCCCAGCAUCUCGCCGCGGGCCAGGCCCCCAGGACGCCCCGUCAGUGGCCACGGGAUGGACACCAGGCCUGCCAUGGCCAUCUUUGAGCUGCUGGAUUACAUCGUUAACGAGCCACCUCCCAAGCUGCCAAGUGGAGUCUUCACACAAGAUUUCCAGGAGUUUGUAAAUAAAUGCUUAAUUAAAAACCCAGCAGAACGAGCAGAUCUGAAGAUGCUGAUGAGCCACACGUUCAUCAAGCGCUCCGAGGUGGAGGAGGUGGAUUUCGCGGGCUGGCUGUGCCGGACGCUGCGGCUGAACCAGCCCAGCACUCCCACCCGAGCUGCCGUGUGAGCCCGGCCCGGCACUCCUGCCUCUGGCACCGCUUCCUCUCCUUCCUCCCUCCCAGCCCACCGAGCCCCAGCACCAAAACAUCUCCGGCCCCCAGAGCCGCAGCCCCGGGGCGGCUCCAUCCUCCGGGAUCGGCCCCUUCGGGUGUGGGGGUGUUCCAGGCCUCUGCUCCAGCUCUGGAGCUCCUGACACUUGGGAAUUGUGGUGCUGCUUAUGUUGGUUUUUCUUUAUUUUGGGUUUAUUUUUGUUUUGGUUCAGAUUUUUUUUUUUUUUUUUGGAAAUGUGUUCAGAUUAAAAAGGAAAAGGAAGGGAAUGGAGGGUGUGAGGUGGGGCGGGGAUGAGGGGCAGCUGAUGCUUCACCUCAUCCCUGGUUUUGUCUCUGGGAUGGAGAAUUGGUGGGAUCAGGAAUGGAGAAACCCUGCCCGGGGUGGCCCAGAGCAGUGUCACUGUCCUGCCUGGGGACACAGCGGGGCUCUGGGCAGAGCAGAGAUCGCUCUUUGCUGGUUUGAUUUUUAAAGAGUUCUUUCAAAGCCUGCCCCUGUCCCUGGGUGUUCAGGGGAGGGAGGAAUGGGGAUGGGAUGGGGAUGGCUCCCACUUCUCAGUGUCCAGGUGAGGGCAAAGAGUAGAUUUUGGGUUUUCCUUCCCCGGAGAGGUGGAGGCAGAGCCCGGCUGUUCCCGGCAGCCGUGCCCGGGGCUGGGCUCCCUCUCCUGAUCCCAUCGGGGCACAGGGAACCCUCCAGGCUGCAUUUUCCCCCUCCAGCUGCCUCCAGCCCAUCCCAGGGGUGGCCUCAGCCAUUGUGGAUGUGGCAGAGCUCCAGGAUUCCCUGUCAGAGCCCACCCCAGCCCACGCUGUCCCUGGGUUGUCCCUCCCAUCGAGGACCUUGCAGCCCCCCAGGCCCUGAUCCCCUCCCUUCCCACCACGUGGAUUUUGGGGUGAAUCAUUCCCCUCCUCUCCCCACAUGGGCUUGGCAACCCCUGAGCCCCCUGUGAGCAUUUGGGAAGUUUGGUGGGAAUUUUUUUUGUGUUUUCCUUCUAUUUUUUUUUGGUUGUUUUUCACUCGGUCAGGCUGGCAGCUGCCAUCCCCCUGCCUGCCCUGGGUCCCACCAUGGCAGCCCCCCCCCAAAUUAACUACCAGGGCUGGGUAACCCCAAAUCCCCCAUCCCUUUUCCUUUCCUGUUUUCCAGCACAGGACGAAGGCACUGCCCUGCCUGGGGCAAAUCCACAGGGCAGCCACAUCCCCAAAUGGGAGGACAUCCCUAUUUUUUGGGGGGGAACACCCCAAUAUUGGGGAGAACACCCCAGAUUUGAGGGGUCUGUGCUUGCUGGCUCAGCUCAUGCCUGGCCAAGCUGCCCUGGAGCUGCGGGGUGCUCGAUGUGGUGGAUUUUGCCUCUUAUUUUAUGUGGGAAGCAGGGAAGGUUCCUCAAUUUUCGGGCUAUUUUCCAUAGGUUUUGGUGCUGGGUUUUGGAGGAGGAAGAAGAGGAGGAGAAGGAGGAGAGCGUGGAUGGAGCAGUUUGGUGGUGCAAUUAAUUUUUUUUUUUUUUUUUUUUUUU